UGUAAGUUGUAACCUGAAGGCUAAAACUUGAGAUUCGUCUAACUGAACUAGUGCCGCUCUGGUGGUGGUUCUGCUGUAAAUUCAACUCCAGUCCCAGAACCCUCGAAAAACCUCUGUGUUCGAUAUUUAUAAUUUUUCUAGGGUUUCAGACCCCUUUUUUUGGGCGCGUAAAGAACAUGAAGAAUCUCAAGCUAUCAUCGGAGAUUUCAGUGAGCUUGGAGCUUCUAUCAGAAGGCGAAGAACUACUGUUUUCCGCCAUUGAUAUUGAAAGAAAUCGCUUUUUUUUCGCUUCUUCGUCAAAAUUUAUCUACUCUGCUCAAUUUCCAUCCCACCAAAAUGCCAAAACACAGAGUGGAACCAUUUUGUCAGCAGAAGUUCAGCCACUUGAUUUGGAAGUUGAUGAUAUUAUCACCUCUUUUGAUUAUCUGUUGGAGAAGGAGUCAUUGAUUAUUGGGACAUCCAGUGGGCUCCUAUUGCUGCAUUCGGUGGAUUGCAAUGCAACAGAAGUAGUUGGCAGAGUUGAUGGUGGCGUGAAAUGCAUUUCUCCAAGUCCAGAUGGAGAUCUUCUUGCAGUAACCACCGGUCUGGGCCAGCUGUUGGUUAUGACUCAUGAUUGGGAUGUGCUGUAUGAAACAGUGUUCGAGGACCAUCCGGAAGAUGUUGACGUAAGUGAGACAACAAAUUCUUCUAAUUAUUCUCAUGGAAAUCCCAUUUCUUGGCGUGGUGAUGGGAAGUAUUUUGCUACAUUGAACAAAACAGAAAACUCGAGGAAGAUUAAGGUUUGGGAACGUGAUUCUGGAUUGCUGCAUUCCUCUUCGGAUCCAAAGCCUUUUAGUUCAGAAACGUUAGAAUGGAUGCCUAGUGGAGCAAAAAUUGCAACAGUGUAUGAUAGGAGAAAUGAGAACCUUUGUCCAUAUGUAGCCUUUUUUGAGAGGAACGGAUUGGAGAGAAGCUCAUUUAGCAUUAAUGAACCAUCAGAUGCCGCAGUUGAAGUUUUGAAGUGGAAUUGCAGCUCUGAUCUUCUUUGUGUCCUUGUUAGAUGUGAUAGAUAUUACUCUUUGAAGAUUUGGUCCUUCAGCAACAACCAUUGGUAUCUGAAACAAGAAAUCAGAUACUCAAGGCAGGAAAGACUGCGGCCAAUGUGGGACCCAACAAAGCCAUUACAGUUAAUCUGCUGGACUUCCACGGGUCACAUUUCUGUUUACAAUUUUAUAUGGGUUACUGCUGUCAUGGAAAAUUCAGUGGCAUUAGUCAUCGAUGACUCUAGUAUACUUGUGACCCCUCUUUCCCUCACUUUGAUUCCUCCACCCAUGUUCUCGUUCAAACUAAAGUUUUCAAGUGCUGUAAGAGAAAUGUCAUUUUAUUCUACUGACUCAAAGAAUCAAUUAGCUGCCUUUUUGUCAGAUGGAAGCUUCUGUAUUGUGGAGCUUCCUCUUCUUUCCUCUUGGGAAGAUCUAGAAGGGAAAGAAUUUUCUAUAGAAGCUUCAGUUUGUGAAAUAGCAAUUGGAUCUCUAUUGCAUCUUCAGUGGCUAGACUCUCAUAUACUUCUGGGUGCCUCUCAUUUUGGUUUCAAUAAUGAGAGAGGUUUGUCACAAGCUGCAUCAACAAAGAACGACCAUCUGGGUUAUCAUUUGAUGGAAUUCAGGGUUCUUUGUUCUGAAAAUCAUGUUCCAGAUUCAGUUACUUGUUCAAGCUGGAGUGUGAAAGUUUCCAACCAAAUCUUUGUAGAAAAGCUGGUAAUUAAUAUUGCAUCUAAUGCUGCUAAACGAGGUUCAGCAUUUGUUCAGUUUAAUGGAGGAGAAGUUUUUGAGUAUGUGUCUCAGGCAAGCAUGUCCCAAUCAGCUUCUGCUCUAAACUUUGAGAAAUAUAAUGCGGUGGCUCUCUCAUCAUCAUGCCCUUGGAUGACUGUGGCUUAUGUAACUAGUGGCGAGAAACUGAGGCCUUUGCUAUUUGGGCUUAAUGAGCAUGGUGUGCUUCACGUAGACGGGGGAAUAUUAUGCAACAAUUGCAGCACCUUUUCUAUUUACUCUAAUUCUUCUGAUCGAAUCGUUACUCACUUGAUUAUUGCAACAAAACAGGAUUUGCUUUACAUUGUUGACAUCUCUGAUGUUUUGGAUGGGAAUGCUCUAGCAAAAUAUGAAAACUUCAUGCAUAUUGCCAGGAAAAGAAGGGAAGAGGAAUCUAGAAAUUAUAUAAACAUAUGGGAAAGGGGUGCUAGAAUCAUUGGCGUCCUUCAUGGAGAUGAAGCUGCUGUUAUACUUCAAACAAUUAGAGGGAACUUAGAAUGCAUCUACCCAAGAAAGUUGGUUCUGACCUCGAUAACUAAUGCACUGUUACAAAAGCGAUUUAGAGAUGCUUUACUUAUGGUCAGGCGGCAGAGGAUAGAUUUUAAUAUUAUUGUCGACCACUGUGGUUGGCAAGCCUUCCUCACAUCUGCUUCUGACUUUGUGAGACAGGUAAAGAAUUUGAACUAUAUUACUGAGUUUGUUUGUGCCAUAAAGAAUGAGAAUACCACCGUGAAGCUGUACAAGAACUACAUCUCAUUUCCUUCUGUUGAUGUGGAACAUAUGCAUAUUGGAUUUUUGGAAUCUUUUGAUUCUAAGAGCAAGGUUUCUUGUGUCCUAUUGGCCAUUAGAAAGGCCCUCGAGGAAGAGAUACCUGAAAGUCCUUCCAGGGAACUUUGUAUCUUGACCACUCUUGCAAGAAGUGAUCCUCCAGCACUUGAGGAAGCUCUGGCCAGAAUAAAAGUUACUAGGGAAAUGGAACUAUCUGGUUCUGAUGACCAAAGAAAAACGUCUUAUCCAUCUGCUGAAGAGGCUCUCAAACAUCUGUUGUGGUUAUCCGAUGCUGAUGCUGUGUUUGAAGCUGCAUUAGGCCUGUAUGAUUUGAACCUUGCAGCUAUUGUGGCAUUGAAUGCUCAGAGGGACCCAAAGGAAUUUCUUCCUUUUCUCCAAGAACUAGAACGAAUGCCAACUCUUCUGAUGCAGUACAGGGUUGACCUUCGGCUGCAGAGAUAUGAGAAGGCUCUUAAGCAUAUUGUUUCUGCAGGAGAGGCCUAUCAUUCAGAUUGUAUGGCUCUUUUGAAUGAUCAACCUCAGUUGUUUCCUCUUGGACUUCAGCUGUUUACUGACCCUUCAAAAAGAAGUCAGGUUUAUGAGGCUUGGGGUGAUCAUCUUGUGAACGAGAAAUCCUUCGAGGAAGCUGCGAUGACAUUUUCCUGCUGCUUCUCUCUGGAAAAAGCUCUCAAGGCUUAUCGUGCUUGUGGUAAUUGGGGUGGAGUACUGACUGUUGCUGCUCUUCUUAAACUUGAUAAAGAAGAAGUUUUGAGGUUGGCGCAUGAGCUUUGUGAAGAACUCCAAGCGGUUGGAAAACCGGGGGAAGCUGCCAAAAUUGCUUUAGAAUACUGCAGGGAUGUAAAUUCUGCAAUCAGUUUGCUAAUAAGCGCUAGGGAAUGGGAGGAGGCUCUAAGGAUUGCAUUUAUGCACAGAAAUGAUGAUCUAAUCACGGAAGUGAAAAAUGCAUCUGCAGAAUGUGCUGGCAUCUUGGUCAGCGAGUAUGAGGAGGGGAUAGAGAAAAUUGGGAAGUAUCUUACACGCUUUUUGGCCGUCCGUCAACGAAGAUUAUUGCUUGCAGCAAAGUUACGAUCUGAGGAGCACUCCUUGAAUGACAUGGAUGAUGAUACCGUAUCAGAAGCUAGCAGUAAUUUCAGUGGCAUGAGUGCUUAUACUACAGGGACGAGAAAGGGUUCUACUGCUUCUGUCACAUCCAGUACUCCUAGCAGGGCAAGAGAAAACAGGCGUAAGAAAAAUAAAGGAAAGAUUCGUGCCGGCAGCCCUGAUGAGGAACUCGCUCUGGUAGAGCAUCUCAAAGGUAUGGCUAUGACCUCCGGUGCCAGGCGUGAGCUGAAAUCUCUGCUGUCAACCCUUUUGAUGCUUGGCAUGGAAGAAACUGCAAGGAAGCUGCAGCAUAUUGGCGAAACAUUUCAGCUUUCUCAUGUGGCAGCUGUCAAGUUGGCUGAGGAUGCAACAUCUACAGACAUUGUAGAUGACCAGAGAUAUGCUUUGGAUCACUAUAUAAAGAUUGUGAAAAGCGAAGAGUGCAAUUCAGAAGCUUUUGCAUGGCGCUCCAAAAUUUUGAUUUUGCCGUAACAGGCAACUGUCAGUGCUUAGUUUAAGAUGAUAAACUACUGCAAGCUUGUUCGUACAUGAUCGGUGAUGAAGGGAUUGAAGACAGUUCAUUUUAGAGGUAGGAACCCACAAUGAUAAGUCUCGAUGCAUGUAUUCUGGAUAAUGCUGAUCCUAGUUUGUGUAGUAGCCAAAAUAAUAUAAGAGAGAUAUAUUAUUCGGUUUUGGACGAAAAUUACUCGAGAAUAUGAAUUAUAUAAUCUUUUUCCUUGA
This is a messenger RNA of Beta vulgaris subsp. vulgaris (sugar beet), 4397 nucleotides long. Its product is annotated as elongator complex protein 1. NCBI's taxonomy places the organism in Eukaryota, Viridiplantae, Streptophyta, Magnoliopsida, Caryophyllales, Amaranthaceae. Gene Ontology annotation, cellular component: elongator holoenzyme complex; cytosol. Gene Ontology annotation, molecular function: protein binding; tRNA binding. The record is from RefSeq and is a predicted model, not a curated record. Bases 177 to 4148 code for a protein of 1323 amino acids. Gene Ontology annotation, biological process: tRNA wobble base 5-methoxycarbonylmethyl-2-thiouridinylation. The transcript has 6 exons.